Messenger RNA from Bursaphelenchus okinawaensis, 2227 nucleotides. NCBI's taxonomy places the organism in Eukaryota, Metazoa, Nematoda, Chromadorea, Rhabditida, Aphelenchoididae. The record is from the annotation of a GenBank genome assembly.
AUGAACAAAACUACCCACUGGCUACGAGAAUUUCAUUUUUACUACGAAGUCAGCGUCUUCAUCGUAUCAUGGUUCCUAGGAUGGUUAGUACUAUUACUGAUCAUGUUUAAGACGCCCAAAUCAUUCAGAGGAUACAGUCACAUGAUUGCGAUGAAUACUGUAGUUGAUCUCAUUUACUCUGUUACAGAUCUGAUCACUAUGGAGGUAAGGGCAACUUGGAUUUGAAAAAAGUUUGAAAUUUUGUGAAAUUUAAAAAUUUUUGUUUUUGAAAUUUGAAUUUUUCAAAACUGAAAAUUUUUUAAAGAUUUUUUACCUACAUCAAUAUCCUGACCUAUAACAUCAUAAAACCCACUUUUUCAGACAGUAGACCUUCACGGAGCGAUAUUGUACAUGUUUCCAGCCAACCCCUACUUUCCCACAAACAUCAUCAGUGCCCGAUGGUGUUCUUCCUUCUGGAUCUUUGCCCUUUACAUGACAAUUAUGGCGUUACCAAUGCAGUUCAUGUACAGAUAUGGCCUCGUAUGUUGUGAUAAACCAUUCACAAACCGACAGUUGGCUGGAACAUACGGAGUUUCAUUACUGUACCUUCUAGUACAUUGUUAUAUAUUCAAAUUUACUUUCAAAGCGCCGAGCAAAGAAUAUACUAAAAUAUUAGCGGAAAACCCGAUUUACACCAAUGAUAUGCCUUCUGAUUACAUUGCUGGGGAUGCGGUAAGGUUUAGUUUGAAGUUACUUGAAGUAGUUAUCACUGUUGUAUUUAAAAAAAUUAAUUUUUACACAAGAAGUUAAACACGGUUCACUUUUUUUGCAUUUUUAACCCAAAAAACGGUAUUUUUUAAAAUGUGACAAAGUGUCAAUAUUGAUUUUUUUAUUUUUGUACGACCACAUUUACAACACAACGUAUAUUACUACCAAGCUAAUAUACAUACGUUAAAAAGCGCAUUUUAAACGCGUAGCGCACAAAACUUUGUUAGACGACGUGUCACCAUUGAUUUUUAUUCAAAGAGACAAUAAAGCGCAACGUAUUUUACAACACAACUUUAAUGUUAUAAAUAAGCUGUAAUUUCAGCACGAACUAAAUGCCAUGUUUGCCCACUUUGCCAAUUGUGAUCUUAUCAUUAUGGCAGCCUAUGGAGCCGUAUUUUACUUCGGCUACCAAAUUUCGAAAACACUCAAAAGAACGAUGGGGAACUUGUCACGAGAAACGGCAGCAGCUCAACGACAUAUCACAAGGAUCAUGGUUUUGCAGGUAAUAUAAUUUUCUAAAAAAUUUAAAUUUUAAUUUUAAAAAUUAACUUGCAUGAUAUUUCAAAAUUUUAAAUUUUUUCAAAAUUUAAAAAUUUUUUUUUUAAAUUUUUAAGUUAUUUUAACCUUACUACAAAAUUGACCGCAAAACUAAAGUGCAAAGCAGUUUUUAAAUUCCCAGUAAUUUAACAAAAUUUAAAAAAAAACUAAAUUUAAUUGUUCCACACCGUUCUUUAAACCCUGUUGGCCCACCAACUCGUGGGUGGUCAAUCAAUUAUUAAAGUUUACAAAAAUGGCUAAAAAUAAGUUUCGUAGACUUUUCAAAUGUCAAGGUCAACCUUCGUUUGGGUAUUAAUCUCAUUUUGCUUUUUAUGUCAUUUUUUAAUUUAAAAUGUCAUUUUUCAUUGUAAAAUGUCAGCGAUUUUUAUGCAAAAACUUUUACGGAUGUGCGUUGGUGUAUAUUAUAGCAGCAAAGCACUUUGUAAGAUGUAAAAAUAUUUUAAGAAAAUGAUUGUGAAAGCACGUGUAGUAGUUACACAUGUUAUAGUAGUAACAUUACAUCAUUUGAAGUUUAAAAAAUAACAGGAAAUUUUGAAGAUUUCAAAGAAUUUUAAAAACAGCGAUAUCAUAACAUCAUUCUUAAAAAGCCACGGAUGUAAAGUAUAAAAUCUAAAUUUAAAACCUUCUUAUCACUAAUAACAACCCCCAUUUUCAGGCCCUCUACCCCCUCAUCUCUCUAGUCAUUCCAACCGGAGCCAUAGCCUUAUACCCCUUAAUUGCCACGCCCGGCGUCAUGAUUCAACUCGGCUUCUUUGGAUGUAUAUCCAUGAAUCUUAUCCCAGUACUGAACCCCUUAUCAGUACUACUGGUCAUUCCCAUGUACCGACAAGCUAUCAUCGACUUCAUCACUACUGGCAAAUUCCGAGUCAAAAUUGGCAACUCGACAGCAGUUAGCAAAAUAUCGACCAGUCAAAUGUUUUGA